CGGAAAAAUGUUGCGUGGAGAUCCCUCUCAUGGUUGUGGCUACGGCUCUUUCCAGAGGCCGUUUCCGACCUGACGCCUUCGCUUUCGCAUCCGCCUUGGCCUUUGCUUUGGCCUUUGCUCCAGUGUGGCCAGGCAAUGUUUCUUGGCGCCCAUCCUCUUCUUCCUGGGCCGAGAAGGAACGACCUGUGUUGGCUCCGUACGGAGAGAUUCAAUCGGAGCAAAGCCUUUCUGGAACGCAGCACUUGCGCUGCAAAGGUGGUGGCAAAUCAAGCCAGCUCGUGGCUAAGACCAAUAACACGAAGGAAAGCUUUCAGCACCCUGGGAGCUGGCAUCGACGAGAAGAAGGCUUUCAAGCAGUGCUUCCUGAAGCCUCGGGCAGUGCCAUCUCAGCCUCGCCCUGGGCAGGUGACGGACCUUGGCAAGUGAAGUGAA
Durusdinium trenchii is the source of this 432-nucleotide messenger RNA. Lineage: Eukaryota; Dinophyceae; Suessiales; Symbiodiniaceae. The record is from the annotation of a GenBank genome assembly.